Messenger RNA from Stereum hirsutum FP-91666 SS1, 1608 nucleotides. RefSeq lists its product as uncharacterized. Lineage: Eukaryota; Fungi; Basidiomycota; Agaricomycetes; Russulales; Stereaceae. The transcript is spliced from 15 exons. The record is from RefSeq and is a predicted model, not a curated record. Bases 1 to 1608 code for a protein of 535 amino acids.
AUGUCUCUGGCACCGAACUCGGUACCUAGGGCGGAUUCUGCCAGUCGUCCUCACUCUCCAACACUUGCUCCCUCCGCCAUACAGAGAAUCUCGAGCGAGCAUGACCGGGACAGGACGUCUAGCAAUCACUCUUCCCCCAAGCAGGGAAAUCGCUCGUUGACUGAUCCCGAACCAACGCAUUUGAGGAUCAAGAAGAGGAUUGUCGUGUGUUGUGACGGGACAUGGCAGGACGGUUUGGUCGUUAGCCAGAGAUGGAAGUACACGAAUGUGUUGAGACUGGCGAGAUCCAUCAACCAUGUCGAUAUGCGUUUCUCGCCACCUAUGCCUCAAAUCGUGUUCUACCAGUCUGGUGUUGGAAGUGAACCCAACCACUAUUUGGCACUGUUGGAUGGAGAAAAGGUGCAAGAAGCAUACGCCUUCAUCGCGCACAACUAUGAACAAGGGGACGAGAUCUUCUUGUUCGGUUUCUCGAGGGGCGCCUACACGGCUCGUAUGAUUGCAUAUGUUAUCGGAUAUAUCGGAGUACUUGACCGUACCGAGAUGGACCACUUCGCUAGUAUCUUCAUGAACUUGCAGAAGAGAGGCAAGGAGAAGGAUCCCGAGAAAAUCGAGCAGUUGGAUGCUGCAUUAAAGCCUUGGACGCAGGAUGACUCUCAUGGAAAGAAGAGAGUCAACUGCGAUGAUAAUGCUUUCAUUAUCAAGGUCGUUGGUGUCUUUGAUACAGUGGGAUCUUUGGGCCUUCCGGAGGAGCUUACUCGUUCGAAGAAUAUGAAGACACUCUUUGGAUUCCCCGACUCGACCUUAGGCACUUACAUCGAGAGGGCAUAUCAGGCGCUCGCUAUGAAUGAGACUCGCGCUGACUUUAACUGUAACAAGUUCUACCAGACGGAUGAAGGCAAACGAAAGAACCAAGUGCUAAAACAGUGCUGGUUCACAGGGAGCCAUUCAGAUAUUGGUGGAGGCUUCAAGGAGCACGACCUCUCUGACUUGACCUUGGCCUGGAUGGCGGUCAGUGGUUUCUUUUUCCGUAUUAGAAGGUCCCAUAUCGAAGAUGCACUGUCCUUGGACCACAAAUACCUGGAUUCUCUUGUUGGCAAGCCAUCUGCUCCCUGGGGUGCACAAGAGCCACACGACCCAACCACAGGUAUAUUCUCGCUGGCCACCACGAUUCAGCGCAAGCUACCUACGGCCCCGGACGCGACGACGAACGAAAAAUUCCACCCAUCGGUCCUCCAUCAAGAUACUCCUCCACCAGGAGUCCAGCUGGCGGUAAAGCAGUACCCAGAACUCCUGGAGAAGCUCAUGCCUCUGGAGGAGCAAUGGAAGAUGAACUGGCCGUACAAACCCGACGCAAAUGGACACAGUGAACCCAAUAAGCAAGGGAACCAGACUGCGAAAACAGCUGGUCUCAAUGGAGGGACGGGGAAGAAGUCUAUCUUGGGCAAGGCAAAGGACGCAUUGAUUAAGAGGACACGGAGUGAGAGUGAGGCGGAGGUACCGACGUUGGGGCGGUCAGGGCAUGUUUCGGCGGUCGAUACGGAUUGGGUGAAGAAAGUGACCGAAGAGUCGAGCUUUGGUGAGCUUUUGAAGGAGCUUCUUGGGAAGUGA